Messenger RNA from Schizophyllum commune H4-8, 354 nucleotides. RefSeq lists its product as uncharacterized. The transcript has a single exon. The coding region runs from base 43 to 297 and encodes 84 amino acids. Lineage: Eukaryota; Fungi; Basidiomycota; Agaricomycetes; Agaricales; Schizophyllaceae. The record is from RefSeq and is a predicted model, not a curated record.
GUCUCAUCGUCGCCGUGUCGCUGUUCUCUGAGAGACCACUGAAUGUAUGCUUGGCAAUAUCCCAUUAUCGUGACAAUUGUCGUUACCCCAGCGUUCGGCAUCUCCUGUGCGUCAACGAGGCGAAUGAAGUCAUCUGUACCGCCCUCGACUGCGAGAAUGCAGUCAUGCGAAAGGUCAGCUGCGAACUCGACGGAAUUGCUCUCGAGAGCGACGAAAGCCUGUAAUUUCUCCGAGAUGGGCCUGAACAUACCUCUCGUCGACGGCGAUUGCGAUCGAUACUCGUCCCAACCUAUCUAACCUCGGUGUAGUCGUGCACUGCGGCCCUCUACGCACUCGACGAAGUCAAUGGCGCCA